AUGCCAGACUUUCAGAACGAUCUCAUCCUCAUCACCUGCGCUUCAGGCAAACAAUCCGCAGCUUUGAUCCCUCAUAUCCUAAAGUCCUACAAGAACAUCCGCUUGCAAUGCAACAGCAGCACCUCAGCAAAAUCUCUCUCAGAGAAAUAUCCAGGCACAGAAGUCGUCCAAGCCGAUCUCUUCAACGCAGCCGACUGCACACGAAUUCUCAAAGACGUUACUGCGUGCUGGCUAGUCCUUCCUCCCUUCCACCCGCACGAAACCACACUCGGUACAACCUUCAUCGAUGCUUGUCUUGCGCAACAAGCCUCCGGAGGCCCUUUCACACAUUUAGUCUACAGCAGUGUGAUCCACCCCAUCCUUCAAAAACUGCUAAACCACGAUUGCAAGCGUUAUGUGGAAGAAUAUCUCAUCGAAAGUGGAUUAAAAUAUACAAUCCUCCAACCAACCCACAUGAUGGAAAUGCUGCCGCUCGCAAAACUACUCCAAGACGAAAAACCAGUUUAUCCCUGUAACUGGAACCCAGCGACCAAGUUUUCAUUUGUCACGACGAGGGACAUCGGAGAAGCUGCUGCGAAAAUCCUGGAACAGAGGGAGAAACAUGUUGCUGCUACCUAUCAAUUGGUCAGCACUGCUGCUCCUCUGAACUAUAUCGAGGCUUGCGAGAUUGUGAGUAAGGUGAUAGGAAAAGAGGUCAAAGCCGAGAAGAAGGGAUUCGAAGAUGCUGUCAAUACAAGCAUCAAGAUGAUUAAUGGAGGCAAGGAACCGCCCAAGGCGAUGAAAGAGAUUGGCGCGAGGAUGUUUUUGUACUAUAAUGAGAGGGGAUUAAUUGGAAACAAUAAUGUGUUGGGGUGGCUUUUGGGAAGAGAGACGACUGGAUAUGAGGAAUGGGUCAAGAUGAGAGUGGAGGAGAUCAAGUCAGGACGAAACUAG
Aureobasidium melanogenum CBS 110374 is the source of this 933-nucleotide messenger RNA. RefSeq names its product NAD(P)-binding protein. Lineage: Eukaryota; Fungi; Ascomycota; Dothideomycetes; Dothideales; Saccotheciaceae. The record is from RefSeq and is a predicted model, not a curated record. Bases 1 to 933 code for a protein of 310 amino acids. The transcript has a single exon.